UGCAAAGCUUAGUCUAAGUAACUGUCUUCACUUAUGCAACAGAUAGAAAAAUACUGUUCACCUCAGAUCACCCACCUGUCAGUGAGUAGGGACCCAGAAUUUGGCUGACAGGUGUGGCAGCACCAUUCAGGGUGUGGCGUGCUUUGCGAGCCACUCGGGUCCUAUGCUGACUUUGGAUGAGCUCACAGGAAAGGUGGAGAAACCGAGGCUUGCCAUAUAAACCUGACCCCUCGCUGAGUACAUGGCACAUUCAGCUUCAAGCCAGUCUCGCAUCACUAGCCUCUGCAUCACAGAGCUCUCCACCAUGAAGCUUGUUGGUGGUCUCCUGCUGCUCUUCGCAGCAACCUAUGUCUGCAACUGCUCUGAAGUUACUAGCCACCCUUCAGCAACAGUGGACUGUGACAUAUACAAGAAGUACCCAGUGGUGGCCAUCCCUUGCCCCAUUGUAAACAUACCAGUUUGUGGAUCUGACUAUAUCACUUACGGGAAUAAAUGCAAGCUGUGUACAGAGAUCUUGUGAGUAUCAAAUACAAAGAAACAAUGUCUGGGAACCAUGUUCUCUACUCAAAUCCUUCCC
Molecule: messenger RNA, 577 nt
Organism: Mus musculus (house mouse)
Lineage: Eukaryota; Metazoa; Chordata; Mammalia; Rodentia; Muridae
Gene: Spink7
Product: serine peptidase inhibitor, Kazal type 7 (putative)
Exons: 3
Coding region: 242-520 (92 amino acids)
Cellular component (GO): extracellular region
Source: RefSeq, a predicted model, not a curated record